AUGUUCAAUGAUUGCCCAUUUUUAUGCAAAAACCUUUAUUUGCAAAAGGCAAAUUUCUCUUAUUUGCGAGAGGGAAAUGUUGCACGGCAAAAAAGGAACAAACAAAAAGGUGUUUGUUUUGUUAUUUAAAGUAAAUCGAUGCUUUGUUGAAACCACGUUUUGUGUUAUUUUCUUCUUAUUCGUUCAAUUACAGGACAAUAGAAAGCUAACAUUUCAAUUGCAAACAUAAAACAGUCCACAAGACAUGAGAAUUACAAGUAUUUUAGGAAAAUUUAGGCAUGAAAAAAUUCCAAACAAAAGUCUUGGGAUCUUAGCCUAUAUAUCCUACAUAUAUAGCCUAUAUACAAAUAUAUAUACACAUAACCUUUCAUUAACCACAAAAGUUAGAUUACAACUCUAAAAUAAGCGCCCACAUACACAUUUUGACAGAAUGACUAGCCUAUUUAAACGAUUUUUGACCUCCUGAAAGUCAUUGAAUAGCUACUUCACAGAGGUACAAACUUCACAUCACAUUUACAAAUACUAGCAUAUUUGUAAAUGAAAUGCAAAAAUUCUUUUUAAUCAAAUCGUUUUUGUUGUGUGCACGAGCAUUGUAAUAUGUAAUCCUGCAUAAUGAAUGGAGGGUGUAAUAGAUAUCCGUGUUCUGACCGUAAGUAACCCCAUCGCUCCCCACACCUCGAGAUUUACUUUGGUGACGCAGCAAGGAGGAGGUUCCUUUGGCGCUUUCCAUAGUAACAAGAGAUGGGGUGAUUCUUCCGACCCAACGAGAUUGGGCAUUCUAAUUUCACAAAAGAAAUGGGUAGUGACCUAAUUUGGAACAGUGGGUUUUUUCAGUGCAGACCAAUGAAGAUCUCCAUGCAGUUACUGAACAUAAGUCAGUCUUUUCCUAUGGUUACAUGGGUCUUAACUUUGGGACUUUAACGGACGCAGGCGCCAGCAAAGUGAAAAAUUAGAGUCAUUUAUGAAGAGAAUGCACGUUUGUCCACAUGUAGGCUAAAUAGGCCUAUAUUUGCAAUUAUACAUGGCUGCUGCGAUCAAGCUAUUAAAUAUUUAGUUUUACAAUGUUGUAUUUUGUUUAUUUAAAAAAAAAAAAAAAGUAAGAAAAAAGAAAAGAACAAAUAAUGAUGAUGAUUAAAAUUCUGGAGUCCAGAUGAGAUUCGAUUUUUGCAGAAAUAUUUUAGCCUUUGCUAAUUGGUGGAACAUUGGAAGGGGUUCAAACAAUGAACUAAGCAAGUUGUCCAAAAAAAAAAAGAGGAAUUUGGUAUGUACAAAUGCAAAAUAUUUAUGGUCGACUUUCAAAUAGCACCCACUGAGUCCAACAGUGGGCUUUGGCAAGGAAAUCGGAUCGGUGGGGGUGGAAACAAAUGAUGUAAAACCACCAGAGGCAACAUGCGACAUUGUUGGAAAAUCCGCACGAUGUAUUAUUAAUUUAAUGCUCAUUAAAAACUUUUGCCAGGAUAUUAAUCACUGCGUGUUUCACAUACCUGACGAAUUGCUAUUUCAUCAAAACUCACUGUGCAAUUUAGAAACACCACCUUUUCUUUAAAAUGUUUGUGAUACAGUAGCACAUUUCUCUCAGUUCUUGGAGCAUAAAUCUAAAAUGUUGCAGCUUAAAGUGUAAAAAGCACCUUGAUAUAAAGUUAAAUCGGCUCCUGGCAUCAUUCACAAUAAAGAUGCUUACCCACAUAGAAGGCGACGUUCUCGGGACCUUGCUCAACGUUGCCUAAAAGUUCUCUAAAGGUGACAAAUUCUGAACCUUUACAGAACAUUAGGGACGUUCCUAAAACGUCCUCUUUUGGUAAUAAAGGUGCUGCAGUUCAAGGUUCCUUAUAUGACUUUAGGGGGAUGUUCUAUUUAGGUUAUUUUAUGGUCACAUAAGAACGUUACAAAGAGGACAUUUGGGAAGUUAACAGAACGUCCUAUAGGCUAGUAAUAGUCCCCUAAACAUUCCCAGAAAGUCCUGAAUGUUCCCUGAAGGUCCACCAAAUAACGUCCCCCAACCCUUAAAAGAACUCCACAUCGUGACCGUCUCUGAACGUUCUGGGAACGUUACUAGACAACAUAUUUUAAGUCACUAUAUCCCACACUAGACAGUAGUCACUUAUUUCUUAUCUUCACUCCUACAAAUUUCAUGACUGACUUUAUUGUUGAAGAACUACUUCACGUCUUUGUUCUGCAAGAAGAACCGAUGUGUGAUGAGAUUGUUAAUUUGUUAAGAGCGUAUUUUGGGCGAUCCUACUCUUUCUGAAUCUGUUAUAUUUUUGUUUGGCUCAUGUGGUCUGGAGCUAUGGUUAAACGAUUACUCUGGAAGAGACAUGCAAACGCCCCCUUUAGACUACUUGAACUUGACACCAAAUACUACAUGCCGUUACCGGGGUGAGUUUUCAGAAGUCUAGUGGUCUUCCAGAAUGGAUGUUUUAGCAGUUCCCCAAAAGAGAGAAGACGGCUGGUACUUGUCUCUUAUGGCACCAAACACAAAGGGACCAAAGUUUGCAUGGCUUGAUCCAUCAAGACUCUAUUGCAAUUCACAGGCACUGUCAGAUUGUGUAAAAGAUCUUCUCAAACCAUUCCAAAAUGAGACCAUUGACCUGGUGGCUGGAAUAGACGCCAUGGGCUUCAUCCUCGGGUCAGCUGUGGCCAUGAGUUUAGGAAAAGGCUUUUUGGCCAUUCGAAAAGCAGGACACUUGUGUGUUCAAACUCGCAUUCAGGACUACAGCGACUACUCUGGACGAGAGAAACUCAUGGAAGUGCGUGUUGAUGUGUUAAAGCCAGGUCUACGGGUUCUUAUAGUAGACCAGUGGAUUGAGACCGGAGGAACUAUGAGAGCAGCUAUCAAACUGGUGGAGAAUCAAGGCGCUACUGUUGUAGGCGUUGCUGCUGUGGCCAUUGAAAACAGUGAGGGAGGAAAGUGGAUAAAGGAAAACUAUAAAUAUUCUCACUGCAUUCCAAAUGAGCUGCAAUCUCAGAUAGACAGUCAAUACCUGGAGUUUUUUAAGAACAUCAGUGGUUAGAAAUCAGGAUAUUCACAUAAAAAUGUGAGGUCAGCCCUUGAAUCAUUUGGAGUAACAUAAUAGGUAAGAAAUUAUCAGAGCUUGUGACAUGCAUUUUUAUAUGUGGAGAUGAAUGGAUCGUGUGAGGACUGAUCUUUCUAAGCUGAAAUGGAUUUGAUCCAUUACACUCUUCCUGUUUUAAGCAUUCAGUCAAAUUGGUCAUAAAUGGUCUGAAGUUGUUACACAAAAUUACCAGUAGAGGUCACUAUCAGAUUGUAACUCAGAUUUUAUUACUUAACUUGAAAAUGGUAAAAAUCAAUAAUGAUGAAUUUAAUGUAAAUGAAAUGUUUAAUCAAACAGUAUGAAUACAGGGUUUCUGCAGGUUUUAUGAAGAUAAAUUUAAGAACUUUUAAAGACCUUCUUAAGACCAAUUAAAGAAAAUUUAAGGAAUUAAUUGGAGGGAAAUCAAUAUGUUCUCUAUAUGUAAAUGUCAAAAGAGAAACACGAGUUGUAUUAGCAAAACAGUCAUGUUUUUUUCCAGUGCAAAUGUUUAAAGAUUCUCAAAUCAAGAAGCAUUUACUGGAGAUACAAAAUGAUAUAAAAUAUGAAGUCUUUUUUUCUGUGAUACUGAUCAAAAUGAAAUGAGUUUAUGAUCAAAACAAGAACAAAUAUCUGCCAAUGGGCUAAAAAUAACUCAUAACUCAUUGACAGAUAUUUGUUUUUGUUUUAAGCAUAAACUCGCUUCAUUUUCUUCAAUUUUUCAAGACUUCAUUUUGCAUUUGUAUCUAAAAUAAAUGUAUCUUGAUUUAAAGGUGUUUAGAUACUUGUAUUGGGACAAAGGAAGAGGAAGAUACUUUUUUUUUUUUUUUUUUUUUUUUUGCCAUGCAUGCAACAUUUAAUGAAAUGACUUUAUAAAUGUAAGACUUUAUGC
Messenger RNA from Ctenopharyngodon idella (grass carp), 3921 nucleotides. RefSeq lists its product as uncharacterized. The coding region runs from base 2409 to 3011 and encodes 200 amino acids. The record is from RefSeq and is a predicted model, not a curated record. Gene Ontology annotation, molecular function: adenine phosphoribosyltransferase activity. Lineage: Eukaryota; Metazoa; Chordata; Actinopteri; Cypriniformes; Xenocyprididae. The transcript has 5 exons.